AUGGCCCCCUCUCAGCUCCCCCCGAUCUUCAACCCCACCUCCCAGGACAUUGAGAUGCUCCUCGCAGCUCAGUGCCACCUCGGGUCCAAGAACCUCCAGUCUCACAUGGAGCCUUACCUCUGGAAGACUCGCCCCGACGGUGUCAAUGUCAUCAACAUUGGCAAGACCUGGGAGAAGAUCCUCCUCGCUGCCCGUAUCAUCGCCGCCAUCGACAACCCGGCCGACAUCUGUGUCAUCUCCGCUCGUCCCUACGGCCAGCGUGCUGUCCUGAAGUUCGCCUCCCACACCGGUGCUACCGCCAUUGCUGGUCGUUUCACCCCCGGUAACUUCACCAACUACAUCACCCGCUCUUUCAAGGAGCCCCGCCUGAUCAUCGUCACCGACCCUCGCACCGACGCCCAGGCCAUCAAGGAGGCCAGCUACGUCAACAUCCCCGUCAUUGCCCUUUGCGACACUGACUCCCCCACCGACUUCGUUGACGUUGCUAUCCCCACCAACAACAAGGGUCGCCACGCCAUCGGUCUCGUCUGGUGGCUCCUUGCCCGUGAGGUCCUCCGCCUCCGUGGUACCCUCGCUUCCCGUGAGGUUGACUGGGACGUCGUUGUCGACCUGUACUUCUACCGUGACCCCGAGGCUGAGGAGAACAAGGAGGUCGUCGAGGAGAAGGUUGCCAGCGCUGAGGAGGUCGGUGCUGGUGCCAUCGAGUCCGGCUUCGCUGGUGAGAACUGGGAUGUUGCCGGUGCCGGUGCCGGUGUUCCUGGCACUGCUUUCGCUGCUGCUAGCGCUGCUGCUGGUGCUGCCAGCUGGGAGGCCGAGGGUGGCGACUGGGCUGCCAGCUCUGCCGCUCCUGCUGGUGAGAGCUGGGCUGAGGCCCAGCCCACCGAGGCUAAGUGGUAA
Aspergillus niger is the source of this 897-nucleotide messenger RNA. Its product is annotated as 40S ribosomal protein uS2. The record is from RefSeq and is a predicted model, not a curated record. NCBI's taxonomy places the organism in Eukaryota, Fungi, Ascomycota, Eurotiomycetes, Eurotiales, Aspergillaceae. The transcript is spliced from 2 exons. Gene Ontology annotation, biological process: cytoplasmic translation; ribosomal small subunit assembly. Gene Ontology annotation, molecular function: structural constituent of ribosome. Gene Ontology annotation, cellular component: 90S preribosome; ribosome; cytosolic small ribosomal subunit. Bases 1 to 897 code for a protein of 298 amino acids.